AUGGCAAUCAAAGUUGGAAUUAAUGGUUUUGGAAGAAUCGGAAGAUUAGUCGCAAGAGUGAUCCUCUCUCGCCCCGAGUUUGAGUUGGUUGCUUUGAACGACCCAUUCAUGGAUCCAAAGUAUAUGGAAUACAUGCUCAAGUAUGAUACCGUCCACGGAAAGUUCCCAGGCACCGUUGCUGUUGAAGAAGGAAACUUAGUAGUUGAUGGACACAAGAUCAUUGUCAAGGCUGAGAGAGAUCCAGCUCAAAUUGGAUGGGGAACCCUCGGUGUUGAUUACGUCGUUGAAUCCACUGGUGUCUUCACCACUAUUCCAAAAUGUGAAGCUCACAUUAAGGGUGGUGCCAAGAAAGUCAUCAUCUCAGCUCCAUCUGCUGAUGCCCCAAUGUUCGUCGUUGGUGUCAACACUGAAGCUUACAAACCAGAAAUGAACGUUUUGUCCAACGCUUCAUGCACUACUAACUGCCUUGCUCCACUCGCUAAGAUCAUCAACAACGAAUUCGGAAUCAUUGAAGGUCUUAUGACUACUAUCCACUCCACUACUGCUACUCAAAAGACCGUCGACGGUCCAUCCGGAAAGGACUGGAGAGCCGGCAGAUGUGCUGCUUGCAAUAUCAUCCCAGCUUCUACUGGUGCUGCUAAGGCUGUCGGAAAAGUCAUCCCAUCAUUGAACGGAAAGCUCACUGGUAUGUCAUUCAGAGUUGGAACUCCAGAUGUCUCAUGUGUCGAUUUGACUGUCAGAACUGAAAAGGAAGUCUCCGUUGAAGCCAUCAACGCCGCUAUCACUAAAUACGCUGAAGGCGAACUCAAGGGUAUUAUGGGAAUCACCCACGACUUGGUCGUCUCAUCUGAUUUCAUCCAUGAUAACAGAAGCUCCAUCUUCGAUGCCGCUGCUACUAUCAUCUUGAACCCACACUUCUGCAAGCUUGUCUCAUGGUACGACAACGAGUGGGGAUAUUCCACAAGACUUGUUGAUCUCAUCCAGAUUAUUAACAAGGUCCACUAA
Molecule: messenger RNA, 1005 nt
Organism: Entamoeba invadens IP1
Lineage: Eukaryota; Evosea; Mastigamoebida; Endamoebidae
Product: glyceraldehyde-3-phosphate dehydrogenase, putative
Exons: 1
Coding region: 1-1005 (334 amino acids)
Biological process (GO): glucose metabolic process
Molecular function (GO): oxidoreductase activity, acting on the aldehyde or oxo group of donors, NAD or NADP as acceptor; NADP binding; NAD binding
Source: RefSeq, a predicted model, not a curated record